AUGCCGCCCAAGGGAGCACAAGAGAGCGUUUCAAUGCCCGAAGCAGAAGGGCUCACUUAUGACCAAUCGGAAAUGGACUACUUUCACGCAAAGUUAAAAUACCAUGCCACCGUCGACGAGCGCAUGGCGUCCAAAGACAACAAUCUGAUUUCCGUUUCCGAGACCCAAGCCAAGGUCCUCAAGCGCUGGGAGAUGUUGAGACAUACGGAAAAAGAGCUAGCUGAGAAGGGCGAAACCAUGUCCCCGAUUGACAAGCGUCAAUUAGCGCAGUGUGCUUGGCGAUUCAAUCAGCUGGAGGCAUGUGCUACGAAGACCACUGGAUAA
This is a messenger RNA of Penicillium chermesinum, 324 nucleotides long. RefSeq lists its product as uncharacterized. The record is from RefSeq and is a predicted model, not a curated record. The transcript has a single exon. The coding region runs from base 1 to 324 and encodes 107 amino acids. Lineage: Eukaryota; Fungi; Ascomycota; Eurotiomycetes; Eurotiales; Aspergillaceae.